GAGCGGCCGGGCGAGUCAGGGCCGGUGCGGGUCGCCCCUUGUCGCAGGUCACCAAGUUGUCCCUUAUCAGCAGCUUAGAACCCUUUCACCUUGAAGCGGCCGACGAAGAAGAAAGACUUCCACAGCUGCGAAUAUACGAUCGGCCACGGAAAACUUUCGGUGACAUUUGUGAAGCGAUGAGCCUCGCCAUGUGGCUCACAGCUCACGUCGAGCGAUUGAAGAUACGAUGAGUAACGCAACGGCCCUGGUAGGGGCGUUCCCACCCCCGCCUGGCGUCACACCGGAUUUCAAGCACCCAAGGGAUGCCGGGUGGAUGUGGAAUGUCGUAGGAAUGAGUGUUCUGGCAGCAAUCACGACGCUGUUCUUUGGGAUCAGAACGUAUGUUAAGUUUUCCAUGGCAAGACCGUUUCUUCCAGAUGACUGGACUUGCGCUGUGUCAUAUGCUUUGAUCAUGAUCUACGUUGCGACUGUGUUUGUGAUGGCGCACUAUGGCGAGGGCUAUCAUGCAUGGGAGCUGACGAAAGAAUCGUAUCAAGAAGUGAUGAGAUGGCUGUACGCCAGUUCCAUCAUCUACUGCCCGGCAGCAUACUUUACGAAGGUCACUUUACUCCUACUCGAAGCACGAGUCUUUGCCGUGCAUGAACGAGUCUCACGGGGGAUCAAAGUCUUCAUUAUCACCUUGCUCAUCUGUUACAUCCCAAUUCAGAUUCUCAAGACUGUCAUCUGCCUGCCAGUAUCAGCCUUCUGGAACCCCAAAACUCCGAACCCGAGAUGCCUGAAUCAACGCAAAAUCUUCAUUGCGGAUCUGAGCCUGGCAAUUAUCACCGAUUUCUUCAUCCUCGUGCUCCCGGUACCACUGUUGUGGGGUUUGCGCAUGCCUUUGCGCAAGAAGCUGAAAGUCGCUGCGCUACUUGGAGCUGGAGGUAUUGCGACAGCUGUGACUGUCUAUCGCAUGUAUCUCGUCGUCCAGUUCCUCACCUCGACGGAUGUUACAGCGGACUUCGUCGUCUUGGACCUUAUCACGGCACUGGAACUUGUCAUCGGCGUCGUUUGUGCUUGUUUACCUUCCACCAACCUUCUCUACGAACGAACACGAAGAGGAGAAGGAAAGGCAAUGGGCAAUCUUCCAAGAACUACAGGUGAUCUGAAGAAAGGAAGCAGUUCAAGUUCCUCUUACUGGCGCAGCAUGUUGCCAAACAAACAACUGAGGACUACACGCACGACCAUCACUGUGGCAGAACGCACUACGAUAAGCCCAACAGGUCCUGCAAACUUCGAUACCGAACUCGCCGUCCUCACUGGUCAGCCGAUGGGAAUGAGACCAUUGACGGAAGAGUUGUUUAGAAAAUCGGAGCAGACUGCUGACGACUGGACUUACAAUCCCAGAGCAAAUUCAAUGGAUGGGAGAAGAGAAGGCUGGCUGGCACAAGGUGCCGAGAAUUCAGUGCAAGGAUGUUCGAGAGAUAGGGUACCUAAUUGGCAAAAUCACGAGAUGGAGGCCAGAAAAUCUUGGGAAGCUGUAUGGGAGAAGGCUAUACCUCCGGAGGGGUUGGCCUCCAUCCCCGAGGAUGACGGCCCUCCUCGACUGCAGCUGGCGACACAUCCAUCACCGGACUGGGAGCACCUGACAUAGUAGUUGGGCAAAUGAGAUAUAAUGUAUUAUCGCAAAAGAUACCCGAUCAUAACGAGGAAGAACAGCGCAUCACCAUCGAGUUGAUGGGAUGUAUAGGAGAGCCGCAGCUGUGGAAAACGACUCGAAGGGCAGUUGUAUAAUUGGUAGAGUGUAUUCAGUCUAGAGGCAUUAGCCGGAUCCCACGAUGAGUACUGAAAGGAGAGAGACUGACUGAAUGGGUGAUGCCGCCAUGCAGCUGAGGCUGUGACGAAGAUUACCAAGGGUCAACUUGUAAGAGACGAAAUGAAACCAAGUACUAUUUGUAUACGACGCGGCACAGAACAUUUUUUUCCGAUUCAACAUUGAUGCAACCAGUUCCCGAGCUGUGAACAACGUGAGAUUUGAGG
Colletotrichum godetiae is the source of this 2019-nucleotide messenger RNA. RefSeq lists its product as uncharacterized. NCBI's taxonomy places the organism in Eukaryota, Fungi, Ascomycota, Sordariomycetes, Glomerellales, Glomerellaceae. The transcript is spliced from 5 exons. The record is from RefSeq and is a predicted model, not a curated record. Bases 227 to 1633 code for a protein of 468 amino acids.